AGACCACCAUGCUUGCGUUCUCCAGAAGAACCGCCUCUCGUUGCUUUACCUCUUGUGCUGCUUCUGCUUCUCCGGCCCCACACACAGCGCACGCCAAACAGCACCUGCCUGGGCUCCAGUUGACGGCUGACCUACUCAACCAACAAUACAAGCAGCAGUUGCAGUUUCUUCUUGACAGCAAGAAGAGCGAGUCUGCCACCAAUGUCUUCUUCAACAAGACCAAGAUCACCCUUGAGUGGAGUGUGGUUGACUACCGCAAGAUUCCCGGCGAGGCCCAUGCUGAUGAGCCCGAUGGCUCUCGUCCAGACCCAGGUUUAGAGUUGCAGAGCACCAACAGCUUGUCGGUGAAGCAGCGAGUGAAUCUCUUGCCAGAGGUGCUCUUCAUGGGCAAGUACAACUCGGGCAAGUCCACGUUGCUCAACGCCCUAAUAACACCCUCACAGAACAAAAAACUCGACGAGAUCUGCUAUGUGUCCAAAACAGCUGGCUUCACCAAAACUCUCCGAUGCUUCAAUUUGAACAAGAAAUUCAAGAUCAUUGACAGUCCUGGCUACGGAACAAAGGCUCUUCCCUCCCAGGGCCAAUUGAUUCUCAAGUACAUUCAAAACAGGUCCCAGCUACGAAAAGUGCUACUCUUGGUCAGCACCCCGAUAGGCAUCAAGAACGACGACUUGUCGAUCAUCGACAUCCUCUACGAGAACAACAUCUACUUCGACAUUAUAUUUACCAAGAUCGACAAAGUCUCCCAUAUGAGUCAGAUCCAGGCCACUGUCGACACCCUCAACAGCUUUUUGGCUGACAACGAGUACCACAUCAAGCCCCAUCUUUAUUUCUGCUGUGCUCUGUCGCGCAAAAAAGACGUUCCUCGCCAGGGCAUCGCCGACCUUCGCUACAACCUCUUGCAGUCGUGCGAGGUUCCUCUCUUCGCCCCCAAGAAGCGCUCGUAGCCCACGUGUACAUACCCUGUGCUUCCUGCACAUAUGCAUUAGUCAUCUGCUAUACCAUUCCAGGUUACACACUUAUAUUUCCUGUGUUAUUUCUAUUUACAAUAGUGUCAAGCAUGGUCUGUUCCAGUUAU
Ascoidea rubescens DSM 1968 is the source of this 1078-nucleotide messenger RNA. It is a transcript of the gene MRX8, whose product is annotated as translation initiation/elongation factor MRX8. The record is from RefSeq and is a predicted model, not a curated record. Bases 9 to 947 code for a protein of 312 amino acids. Gene Ontology annotation, cellular component: mitochondrion. Gene Ontology annotation, molecular function: GTP binding. Lineage: Eukaryota; Fungi; Ascomycota; Saccharomycetes; Ascoideales; Ascoideaceae. The transcript has a single exon.